AUGGAAUAUGGAUGAAAAGUAUUCUCAAGUAUGCCAAGCGCAAGAGUAGGAGGUACUAGCCCAUAUGAUCUGGGGCUCAUAAGGCAUAGCCUAGAAUGUCUAACGGUCCUUUUGCGGUGUGUUUGGAGCACAAAAUGAGUUCCGUCUUCGAAAAGCAGCUACAGGAAAUUGCCGAUGAGCUGCGCAACCCAUUCAAUGGUCAGAAUGAUGUCGAUUUUAGGAAUAUUCUCGAUUUUAUGGUAAAAAUGUGGCGGGACGAUCAAAAACUGAAGGAAACUUGUACAAUCAACUCAAUAGUCUUUGGAAGUGGCGGGCACGGCAUUCGCCUGUGCAGCGACAACAAGUACGACGUCAUGAUGGAGAUACAGUUCCCCUCCUAUGAGAAGAUUAACGUGAGAAAGGACCAGGACCGGCCGGGGAUCUGCCAUUUGAAUUUCCAGAAUGUGCCCUGCAGCAAGUUUGUGUUGGACAAUCUGCUGACUGAUGCAUCCGAGCUGAAACGAGAGGAUGUCCAUGCCUGGAUGGAGGCCAUCCUCGACAAAGCCCAUGGCGCCACUGUCAGGGGCAGGCGUGAGAUCUACAUGCUGCGCUACAAGAGGCGCAACAACUGCCACACCAUCCAUGCCAUAGCGAGCGCCCGCGAGUUUUUCAUUGAUUUCGCGCCAGCCGUAAAAAUUAUAUCGAACGGAUCCAGGUGCCAGGCUCUACCGAAGGCGGCGCCUGGCCCGAAGAGAUCCAAGGCCACCACGUUCUUGAUGAUCGCCGCUGAAUACGAGCUGUCGCUGCUGGAGAAGACGGGCAAAGCCGCCAAAGAUGCAAUCCUCCUGAUGCAGGCUCUGUGCAUUGCGAAGGACUUGCCCAAGAUUCGUAACUAUCACCUCGUCACCACGGUCAUUCUUCUCCACCACUCGAAAGAAAUCAACCCAGAAUCAACGUUGACAACUGUUUUCCUUGCCUUGCUUCUCGACCUGUGGGAUGGCAUGGACGAUGAAUACAUUUGCUACUUCUGCUACGAAGAUCUUAGUCUUAUAAGCAAUUUCACCAAGGCCGAGUUGACGGAAUAUGCGACUGUUCUGAAGAGUGCUAUGAGGACGCUCUCCACCUAUUCGCAUCGCAAAAAACUCGCCGCGGGGAGCUGCCGCAGUUAUUUCUUCAAGUAAUAGAACAGAUUAAGAUUCAUUUAGUUAAGAUACACCGCAUACGAGUAUCGACUAGUCAUUGCUUCUGGCUGAGCCAAUCUUCUGUUCUGUGAUAAACAGGAAGAACUGUCCAGAGAGAAUUCUUUAGCUAUGCACUAAUGAAUGAACAUUAAAGGUAAACGAGAUGA
Molecule: messenger RNA, 1327 nt
Organism: Drosophila obscura
Lineage: Eukaryota; Metazoa; Arthropoda; Insecta; Diptera; Drosophilidae
Exons: 4
Coding region: 96-1160 (354 amino acids)
Source: RefSeq, a predicted model, not a curated record